Messenger RNA from Scophthalmus maximus (turbot), 1093 nucleotides. It is a transcript of the gene mrpl48, whose product is annotated as mitochondrial ribosomal protein L48. Gene Ontology annotation, cellular component: mitochondrial ribosome. The record is from RefSeq and is a predicted model, not a curated record. The transcript has 8 exons. Bases 206 to 841 code for a protein of 211 amino acids. NCBI's taxonomy places the organism in Eukaryota, Metazoa, Chordata, Actinopteri, Pleuronectiformes, Scophthalmidae.
GGACGCGUUUCCUCUCAGCACUUCCGGUUUUAGCAGCUAGCAGCUAGCAUCGUUAGCAGCACGACGCGUGUUGUGCCUGUGUUUGUGUCUGUGUCCGUGACGCCUCGUGUGAUCAACAACAACAACAACAACAACAACAGCUGAGUGCAUCUGUGCGACACGAAGCAGCGCGUGUGUCGUCACGAGGACGAGCCGGAAGUGAAACAUGCUCGUGUUCUGUCGGAAGUUGCAGACGUCGUUCACUCAACAGACGUUGAACCAAACUCUGUCGUUAUGUCGGGCCUCAGCAGCCGUCCAGCUUCCCGUGUGGAACGCGGCUUCGGCAAACGGCAGACAAUAUCACAGCAUGCCGACGCACGGCAUCGGCCGCUGGAAACAUCUGCUGACUAAGACAGUGUCCAAGAAGAAGAAGAAGGAGCGCUACCAGAUGAAGGCCCUGGUGCCGUGGACCGACGUGUCGUACGGGACCCUGAAUGUGACGGUGUCGGGUUACGACAUGACGCUGGUGGAGCACUACGCCCAGCACGUCCAUCAGCUGUGCAACCGCCUCAGCAUCAGAGCGGCGCUGUGCUACGCUCUGCCCACCCGGACCGAGGAGGUGAUGCUGAUGCAGGAGCACGGCACCAAGAUGUACGUGGACGCCGCGCUGCAGACGCACCAGCGGGUCGUCCAGUUGAGCAGCGUGAACACGACGUUGUGUCCCGUCUUCAUGGAGGUUCUGCUGAAGAACCAACCGGAGGGAGUUCAGCUCUCCGUGAAGGAGCACACGGAGGAAGAUUUCCGAUCUCGCUUCAAGGUGCGUCCGGAGCUGCAGGAGCUCAUGGCUCAGAUGAACCAAUGAGAAGCCUUGUUUCUACGUGGCCCCUGACGUCACGGGCCGUCGUCAGGGAAACCCCGUUUGAUUUGGUUGAUGUUUCCUCAGUAUGAAUGGUUUGCAUAGAAAUAACGGCACAUUUCUAUUUGACAUUCUCUUGUGAAAUAUAACCCUGGUUUUCCUUCCCACCUCAAGACAUGAUUCAUAAUUCAUUCUUCAUUUAUUGUUGAAGAUAUCGGACAUACUUGUUCUCAAUUAAAAUGCAUUUGUACAUUAAAA